Molecule: messenger RNA, 1473 nt
Organism: Myripristis murdjan (pinecone soldierfish)
Lineage: Eukaryota; Metazoa; Chordata; Actinopteri; Holocentriformes; Holocentridae
Gene: osr2
Product: odd-skipped related transciption factor 2
Exons: 4
Coding region: 262-1200 (312 amino acids)
Biological process (GO): embryo development; regulation of transcription by RNA polymerase II; urogenital system development
Cellular component (GO): nucleus
Molecular function (GO): DNA-binding transcription factor activity, RNA polymerase II-specific; RNA polymerase II transcription regulatory region sequence-specific DNA binding
Source: RefSeq, a predicted model, not a curated record
CUGCUGUCUCUCCUUCAAACUUCUUCGUCUCUUUCCACAACUUUUCACAGCUUCUCACAUCUCCGCAGAAGUCCGAGUCACCAGAGUUGGUUGCAUGGCUACAUGAGAGUUUCAUGGACUUGGAACUUGGAAAACUUUUAGCGACGCCUUAUUGGAGCCCGUCGCCUCUAUAGUUACUGUGGAUUACUGAUACACCGCAGGACCUUUGGCAACUAUUUAUUGGGGGUUUUCACCGUGUGUUCUGCAGAGGCCUGAGCCGAGAUGGGGAGCAAAGCCCUGCCCGCUCCGAUCCCCCUGCACCCGCCCCUCCAGUUCACCAACUACUCGUUCCUGCAGGCCGUCAACACUUUCCCUGCUGCGGUCGAUCAGCUGCAGGGACUGUACGGCCUCAGCGCGGUGCAGACCAUGCACAUGAACCACUGGACACUUGGCUACCCGCACAUGCAAGGACUGAGGUCGACGAUCACAGAGAUGGCAGCCGCCCAGAGCCUGGUAGACCCCAGGUUUCCUUUCCCAGCGUUGCCCUUCGCAGCCGCAGCGCACCUCUUCCAUCCAAAACAAGGCACAGUUACGCACGUCGUCCCCUCGCACAAGGACAGGCCGAGGUUUGACUUCGCCAACCUCGCCAUCGCUGCCACUCAGGAGGACCCACCGAAAGCUGCGGAUCUGGCGAAGUUGGCAUCGGGACUAGGGGGCACCAUCUCCGAGUUGAGCAAGCUGUCCCCGGACAGAAAACCCACCCGGGGCAGGCUCCCUUCCAAGACCAAAAAGGAAUUUAUUUGCAAGUUCUGCGGCAGGCAUUUCACCAAGUCCUACAACCUCCUCAUCCACGAGAGGACCCACACAGACGAGAGGCCGUAUACCUGUGAUAUUUGCCACAAGGCCUUCAGAAGACAAGACCAUCUCAGAGACCACAGAUACAUCCACUCCAAGGAAAAACCAUUCAAAUGUCAAGAAUGUGGGAAAGGAUUCUGUCAGUCUCGAACUCUAGCCGUCCAUAAAACCUUACAUAUGCAGGAGUCUCCCCACAAAUGCCCCACAUGCGGAAGAACCUUUAAUCAAAGAAGUAACCUGAAAACUCACCUUCUCACCCAUACAGACAUCAAGCCCUACAGCUGUGGCCGCUGCGGAAAGGUGUUUCGGCGCAACUGUGACUUGCGACGGCACAGUUUGACGCACAGCCCACAUCAGGACUACUAGCCUGGACAGCUAUACAAACUAACAAAAUAACAAUGGACAAAACACAGGAAGACAAGUCAGCCACGUGUUUUUUUUCAUGCUCAAAGACAAUCUCCAAACCUGGACACUUUUACCACAACUCAUCUUAGAAUGGGAUACCGGUUGCGCCUCAGUGGAACAGCAGCGGAGCCAUGGCCAUGUCCAGCUUUCAUAUCACCUGUAAAUAUCAAGACCGUGUAAAUAAUGUUGUUAUUUUUUUAUUUUUCUUGACCUUGAAAUGAAAACGUUGUCAAA